Messenger RNA from Pseudonaja textilis, 3410 nucleotides. It is a transcript of the gene PPP1R15A, whose product is annotated as protein phosphatase 1 regulatory subunit 15A. Gene Ontology annotation, molecular function: protein phosphatase regulator activity. NCBI's taxonomy places the organism in Eukaryota, Metazoa, Chordata, Lepidosauria, Squamata, Elapidae. The record is from RefSeq and is a predicted model, not a curated record. Gene Ontology annotation, cellular component: endoplasmic reticulum; protein phosphatase type 1 complex. Gene Ontology annotation, biological process: response to endoplasmic reticulum stress.
GAACGAGUCUAUAUAAAGUGCCUGCGGGUUUCGCUUUCCUCUGAAACAUUCUAUUCUAAUCUGCACAGAAAGAGCAAAGGUCAUUCUCGAUAGGGCGAAAUGGUUCGUACAGAGAAGAGCUGCUGUUUUGCAAAGCCUACCAUGAGGCCGCUUGUUCGUGUUUAUCCUGCGGAUACAUGUUGGAGCGAGUUUGUUUCUGGCUAAAAAUCCAGAGAUUUAAAAUGCCUCCGUGUACUGUGGCCAGCCAAUUCACCUCACCCUUUAAACCCCCAAACAUUCUUGUCAAUAGUUGCUAUCCCUUUGGACCUGGAAUGGCGAAACUCCCACCUCCUGUACCAGUCAGCUCCACCCCUGCUGGCACAUUUCCAGUUCUUCAACAUAUGUUCAAGCUCACUAUGGUCUGGUUGCGAAGAUUUUUAUACUUUUGGAAACCUUUCCUUACAAACCUGGUAAAGGCUGUGUUGAUGGGCAUUGCCAGAAGGGCAUUGCCCAUCUUAGAGAAGAUGAAAUACUUAAAGAAGGCCAGAGAACUUAAAAGAAAUGAAAACUACACUGAGAAGAUGAUGGAGGAAGACAACUGUCAAGAACAUUAUUCUCUGAAGAGUCAUAUAAACUAUCUUUUGGAGGGAAGCUUGGUUACAGAUGACUCUCUUGGGGAAGACAUUGAACAAGUUUUGAUUCAUUCAAGCAGCAUUGCAGUGAAUAACAUACAUUUGGAAGAGGAAGGGAUUUCUGAGCUGUGUUUAAUUAAUCCUACGAUAGUAUUUGAUUUGAUAAAUAAUUGGCAAGCUUCUUCAGGAAAAGACAUAGAAUGUGUGACUAUAAAAAGUUCUGAGCAUGACUCCCCAAAGUUGUUGGAAGAUACUUACAAUCCUGAAAUCUUUAAAGAAGAGUUGGACCUCUCUGGGUGUUUGAAAAAUAGUUUGAACUGCUUAAAUCCUAUUGGACAAUUAAAUUUUAAUAAGUGCUUUGAUCAAAUUUUGGAAACCACCAUGGUUCCCCAGGAACUGGAGAAGAACACUAAAUCUAACCAAGAUCCUCUGAUAUGUGGAAAACAAAACUUAAUAUGUUCACUUGGUUCUUCAAAUGAUGAGGAACAGCCAGAAAUGAAGCAAAAGAAUGGAAAGAAUGAAGAUACAUUCAACAUGGAAUCCUCUACCAACCCCAAUAGCUUCCAAAGUUCCCUGGUACUUUCCUUAUUCUACAGUCCAGUAGAAGAUGAAGAAGAUGACAACGAUGACAGUUCAGAAGACUGGUGGAGUGAGGAUGGGAUGGAAGAGAGUAGUAAGACCCAAACUUGCUCUGAUGGCAAUAAUUCAGGCGACACAGAAAAUUAUCAGGAAGUAGAAGAGGAGGACUCUGUACAGCAGAUUGUUUUUGAGAAUCUCUGUGGAGUUCUAUCCAUGAACAGUGAUCUCUCCCACCCACUUUGCUUUUCCAAACCCGUUCAGGACCUCACAGACUUUGCUUCACCAAAGCCCAAGAACCAUCAAGAAACUAUUGUCUUUUCUAGUCAGACAAAAACCAGUUCUAAACUUGAAGAAUCAUGUAAUCUACCAAAGCAGCCAUUGCCCAAAGACCAAAAAGUUGAAAGAAAUCAAGAGACCUACCUAUGUUGCCAACCAAGUGCCAGGAAAAACACUUCUCUCCCUGCAGAAGAAGGUUCACAGCAGGAAAUCCAAGUGAAAAAGAAGGUCCGAUUUUCCCCAGUGGUCACUGUCCACUCACUAGUAGUCUGGGAUUACGCCUCUCGGGCUGCCCGUCGGGGCCCAUGGGAGGAAAUGGCUCGUGAUCGCUGCCGCUUUCACCGAAGAAUCACUCAAAUGGCAGCCAUCUUGGAGCCUUGCUUCACGGAGGAUCAUCGGAACAAAGUUUGGAAGAAGAUCCAUGGGGUUUCCAAAUCUGUUCUGGAAGAAGCCGCUGACAACAUUCCCCUUGGUUCCAGUUCCACCAGAAAAGAGGAAUUGGGAUUCCAGAGUUAGGAAUGAAAAGCCUCUUUCAGAUAAAAAUAACAACUGACUGACACAUAGAAGUUGAGGAUUCUGGGGGAAUUCUGGUCUGGGUUUUCCAUCACUAAAAGAAGAACAUCAUUGCUUUUGCUCUUCUUCUGUUUGGUAUUUUAAAGGGUGGUGUGAAUUAGAACCUCAUUGUUCAUAAGUUUCAAGCAAUUUCAAACUGGUGACUGGUGAUAUAGUGUAGUAAGGUUGAGUCUGGGCUAAAACAUUAUGGAUGAGAUAAGAAUGUGGUUGAGUAUAUGAAGGAGUAACAUGAGUAAAAAUAUCAAGGCAUUUGUUUUCUGAAUAAAUACAAUACUAGGUGGCUGCUACUACGACUACUACUACCUCUUUUGAUUGGGAAAGUCGUGAAAUUUCAAUAAUUUUGUUUAUACACUGACGUGCACAUUUACUUAUUAAGAUUAAACAAAAUGUACAUUUAAAAUGCAGCAGCCAAUACUGUAAGAUACUUUUCUUCUCCUCUCUCUCCCUCAUUACUACACUUAAUGACAAGCAAUAAUUUACUAUUCAUGUCUGAGUUCCAAAAUAUUUUAAGUGCUUAAGCCAAGAUAAGCCAAUUCAACGUUAAAUUCUAUAUUGUAGUUCCAUUUCACAGGCAUUAUUUGGGCUCCAUCCUAUAUGGAAGCCUUCGGAAUCUUUUGGGUCAUAAGUCCCAUGAUUCCCAGUCAACCUUGCUUGUUAUGGAAUUUGGAGUUGGCCGUUUUAUCAGAGGGGCAGCUUGAAGUUUAUUGGGAAAGAACUAUAGCUAAACAUACAGUUGAAAAGAUCAACCAAGGCUGUCUCAGUUUUCUUUACCUCCAUGGUCUGAUUUUAUAGCUAAGCUUUUUCAUAUGUACCAAUCACAGGGCAAGAAUCUGGAUCCAAAAUUUGACAAUUUAUAUUUUGUAUAUUUUAGCUACUUUUUCUAACCAGGAGUUAGUUUCCUUGCUUGUAUAUUUGCAAAGUCUCUGCUAGUUUAUAUAUAUUUAUAGUUAAAGAAAAAUGUUUUUAAGAGAUAUGUAUUAAUAGAUAUUAAAUUAUUCCUUUGAAGUCCCUUGUUAUGUCUUAACUAUUAUAAUUGAUUAUUGAAUUGUAACAAUUAUAAUUAUUAAAGAAUGUAUGCCUUUGAUGUUUUUUGAUAUUUGUAAUAACAGUGAUUAAAAAUACAAGCCAUUUGGCGUCAAAAAACCUAGCCACAUCUAUGUUAUUUUCUCUAAUGUUUUGGAAAACACACAAGCAGGAUAUGAGCAGAAUGUCCUUAUAGUCCCUAGCACCUGUUAUAAACUAUGUCACACAUAAGAAUGAUUGAUACCUUUAUUCUUCAGGAAUCUGGUAGUUCCAUCUUUAAAAGACUAUUUCCCAGUUUUUCCAUUCUAUAAAAAACAUAAUUGCCAUUAAAAGUUUUGUACAUUAUCA